Molecule: messenger RNA, 2100 nt
Organism: Volvox carteri f. nagariensis
Lineage: Eukaryota; Viridiplantae; Chlorophyta; Chlorophyceae; Chlamydomonadales; Volvocaceae
Exons: 9
Coding region: 1-2100 (699 amino acids)
Biological process (GO): response to radiation; error-prone translesion synthesis
Cellular component (GO): nucleus; site of double-strand break; replication fork
Molecular function (GO): DNA-directed DNA polymerase activity; damaged DNA binding
Source: RefSeq, a predicted model, not a curated record
AUGGCUGAAGCUCAGCGUCGCUGUCCCGGCCUGGUGGUUCGGCCCAUGCGCACGGAGCGGUACCGGCGGGUGGCGGAGCAGGUGCACGGGUUGCUGCGCAGGUUUGCUCCCGACGGUCAGGUGGAGAAGACCAGCUACGACGACUUUUACCUGGACGUCACUGCCGCAUGCACCCCACCUCCCGCGGCGGAAGCAGGGUCGGGGUCGGGGUCGGGGUCGGGGUCGGGAUCAGGGCACGGGGCAGGGCCGGGUGGCCACGGCGCCGCAGGCCCGCAGUCCCUGACGGGGAGCGGAGCCCUGGGCUCAGGGCUUGGGUUGUGUCCGGAUGUGGACCACGUGGAGGUGGGUGGCUUGAUGUAUGAUGAUGUGGGUCAGUAUUACGACGAAUUGGGGGCCGGGGGCAGUGACGGCGACGGAGAGGGGGAGCUGGACUCCGUACCCUGGGCUCUGGAGGUGGGCGCGGCGGGAGAGAGAAGCUCAGAUUUGGAUUCCUGGACCCUGGCUGUCACGGAUGUGGGGGUACAGGAGGCAGGAGGUGGAAGAGGAGGCGGAGGAGAGAUGGGCAGUCCCGGCGGUGGCGGCGGUGAUAGUAGUAGUAGUGGUGGUGAUGGUGGUGGCUGUGGUGGCGGUGGCCGAACGCGGUACAUCGAACACCGGACGCCAUUUUCAAAUGGCAAACAGGAACAUCACGAUCAGCAGCAGCCGCAGCGGCGAGGUCGGGGGCAUGCGGACUCCCCGCCUCAUGUGCAUGUGGCUGGUGGUGGCCUCUGGGCGGAUGUGGAGCCGUGGCUACGUCGGGGGGUGGAGGUGGCGCAGCGGCUGCGAGGGGCACUGAAAGACGCGCUGUCCCUCACGGUCUCCGUGGGUGUGGCGCCCACCAAGCUCUCCGCACGGCUAGCUGGGCCCACCCACAAGCCGGAUGCCAUUACGGUGGUUCCCGCGGCCCGGCUGCGGGAGUUCAUGGCGGGAGUGAAGAUCAAGUCCGUGCCGACGCUCGCGCGCAAGACCGGCAGUCACGUGGUUUCGGAGCUGGGUGGUGUGGAGCGCGUGGGACAGCUGGCCGCCUGGCCGCGUCGUGCGCUGGUCGCCCGCUUUGGAUCGCGGCUGGGCAACCUCCUGGCGGACCUGCCGUAUGGUGGCGCCACCGCCGCCACCGUCACUGCCACCGCCACGGCCGCCGGCGGCAGCGGCGGCGGGGGUGCGUGUGGCGGCAGUGUUCGCGAGCGGGGUCCUCAGAAGAGUCUGCUGGUGGAGCGCAGCUUCCCCGCCAUCACGCGGUUCGCGGGUGUGAAGGAGGCCCUGAUGCCCCUGGUGGGGGCGCUGUGGGAACGGAUGGUGGAGGAUGCGGUGGCGAACAGACGUGCCCCUAACAAACUGCUGCUGACGUGGCGUCAAGGUUACGGAGCGCCCAAGACCAAGUCAGCUGACGUGUCCGUGCAGAUGCUCCAGAUCUGCGAGGAAGGUCCCCCCGUGGCCAAUCCCAACUACUCCCUCUCACAUCAAUUGUCAUUCUCCGCCGUGUAUGCAACCCAUGUCCCGCCCAAGGCACUGAAAGCAGCUGCGGCCUCAGCGGCACUAGGCACCAGUCCUAGCACCAGUCCUAGUACCAGCGUUCUACCCGCUGUUGGCGGAGGACACGCGGAUGCUGCCGACCCUGUACCUGCACCUGCACCUGCACCUGCGCCUGCCUCCGUCUCGAGCUGCGGCGGUUCGGGGCCGGUGUCAAGCUGCAGCGCCUUGUCUUCGGGUCGCUGGAUGGAGCCUGGUGCUGUGUCCAGCAGUACCUACCAGGGCUGUCGGGCGCUGCUGGAGGGAGCCGCCGCCAUUUUCAAGCUAGGACUGGGCAACGUGCGCAAUGCCAUGCAGGCGCGUGGGAUUUUUAAGCAUGUGGAGGGCUGGGGCCGCGGCAUGCUGUGCCCAGAGACCACUGCCGGCAGCACGGAUCACAUGGUGCUGCCGCUGCAACAGCCACUCCUGGAGCAGUGGGGACAGUACGGCCGACAGCGUACAGUGGUCGUAGAAAGCCUCUGGGCGCUCUCCCAGCCCCUGGCUAGGCAACACAGCGCCACAGAAGACUGCAAAUCGUUGUUGUUGUUGUAG